Molecule: messenger RNA, 1157 nt
Organism: Lytechinus variegatus (green sea urchin)
Lineage: Eukaryota; Metazoa; Echinodermata; Echinoidea; Temnopleuroida; Toxopneustidae
Exons: 5
Coding region: 100-567 (155 amino acids)
Source: RefSeq, a predicted model, not a curated record
CACCCCUGAUGCACGUCCUUCACCGCAUUUAUAGUGUCGCGACACUGUUUCGCUCCGAGAGUGAUUUCAUUCUCUCCUCAUCAAGACUAAUAAGAGAAGAUGGAUCCGAAUAGAGCUACAACAAAUUGUGUUUUCUCUAUUCAUCCAAGUCAUCUUUGUAUCUUGAUUCUCAGUAGCUUCUUACUGUUGGCAGUGGAAAACGGUGCGAAACCCAUCAAACCCCUAAACUGUUCAGUUACUGCUGUCAGCGAUGCUAGAAGUCGAGAUCUAUCAAACCUGGAAGAUUGCUACCUGCUUGACAAGAGUAAGAUGCCUAUUGAUGUGACAGACUGUGUGCGGGAGAAUGGAAUGAGUGACCUAUGCCUAUCGUUUGGUACCGGGAGAGGUUUGGCGCCAACGGGUCUGAUCGCCUGCUUCACCAGAUACAAGACUAUGAUUAACAAUUGUCGAAAUGAUACGUCACCGUUCGUUGGUCAGCUGGUUGAUGUCAAGACCAUGAUGCGAUGUCGCUUUCGUCCUUCUUUAGUCCAGGUUACCACGCCCAAAAAAUUCUCAUUUUUCUUUUAAAAAGUAUAACAAAUCGAAUAGAUCAUUGUUUUCUCUUACAGUAUAAGCCUUGACCUGGGCACAUCACCAACAGGUAAUUUUUUUAUACGAGAACCAACACUGUUCAACAGGACGGAUACCAGUUAACCAAUUAAUUUUCAUUUUUUGUUACAGACUUUACAAAAAACAUGAACAAAUGAACGUUGGAUCACAAUAAUGUUUGUACCCGGGGUUUAUACAACAAGGGAUGAUAAUCAUAAUCACAGAAACAUUUGUUCAGUUCAAAGAAAACGAAUAAUAAAUUCGAAUGGUAGACAAUAUACUAGAAAACAAAUGUUGAUGCAUAUAUCCUAGUGUUUCUAGCGUUUGCUCCUUUUUUUCAGUUACAAUUGUGAAAUAUGAUAUUUGAUUCUGUUGUAUCUGAAAUCUCCAGAUUUAUAUUAAUUCGGUUAUCUGUAUAAUAUUUCUAGAGCGCAUAACACUGUGCCGAUGUCCCGCAAUUUGAAUAUUAGAAAUAUCAUGGAAGGAAUGUAUAAUUUAUUGGAGCUAACAUACAUAAUAAAAUGCAAACGGGAUAAUUGCUUUGACGGUUUGUUUUUAAUUGAGAAGAG